Saccharomyces kudriavzevii IFO 1802 is the source of this 5853-nucleotide messenger RNA. RefSeq names its product E3 ubiquitin-protein ligase UBR1 (gene UBR1). Gene Ontology annotation, cellular component: cytoplasm; ubiquitin ligase complex. The transcript has a single exon. The record is from RefSeq and is a predicted model, not a curated record. NCBI's taxonomy places the organism in Eukaryota, Fungi, Ascomycota, Saccharomycetes, Saccharomycetales, Saccharomycetaceae. Gene Ontology annotation, molecular function: ubiquitin protein ligase activity; zinc ion binding. The coding region runs from base 1 to 5853 and encodes 1950 amino acids. Gene Ontology annotation, biological process: ubiquitin-dependent protein catabolic process via the N-end rule pathway; protein ubiquitination.
AUGCUUUUAACCGAUGAAAACCUAGGAUCUUUACAAGGUCACAUUAGGAGAACUUUAAGAUCUAUCCAUAACCUUCCCUAUUUUAAGUUUACAAGAGGCCCUACUGAAAGGGCUGAUAUGAGCAGAGCCCUGAAGGAAUUCAUCUAUAGGUAUUUAUAUUUCAUCAUCUCUAAUGACGGCAAAGAAUUGCCUACUCUAUUUAAUGCUCAUCCGAAACAAAAAUUAACUAAUCCGGAACUUGCUAUUUUCCCUGAAAGUCUGGAAGAUGCUGUGGACGUUGAUAAGAUAACAUCUCAGGGGACCUUUCCCUUUUAUAAGAUAAAUGAAUCUAAAGUAGGUGACGUCCAUAAACAUACCGGUAGGAACUGUGGGAGAAAGUUCAAGAUUGGAGAACCACUUUAUAGAUGCCAUGAAUGUGGCUGUGAUGAUACUUGUGUGCUUUGCAUCCACUGUUUCAAUCCAAAAGACCACGUAAAUCAUCACGUUUGUACCGAUAUUUGUUCCGAAUUUACUAGUGGAAUUUGUGAUUGUGGUGAUGAAGAAGCUUGGAAUUCUCCGCUUCAUUGUAAAGCUGAAGAACAGGAAAACAAUACUUCGGGAAGCCCUACUACUGAAAAUAGUAUAAAAGAAGAUGUGUGGAAUGAUGCAACAAAUAUCGUACUGGUAGAAUUGGUUCUUUCUGAAGUAUUUGACUAUUUUAUUGAUGUAUUCAACCAGAAUAUUGAACCUCUGCCCACAAUACAAAAAGAUAUCACUAUCAAAUUGAGAGAAAUGACACAACAAGGCAAGAUGUAUGAAAGGGCUCAGUUUCUAAACGACUUAAAAUAUGAAAAUGACUACAUGUUUGAUGGAACAACAACGGCAAAGACAAGUCCUUCCAAUAGCCCUGAAGCAUCUCCAUCGCUCGCAAAAAUUGAUCCUGAGAAUUAUACCGUGAUAAUAUACAAUGACGAAUAUCAUAACUAUUCUCAGGCCACCACUGCCCUGAGGCAAGGUGUUCCAGACAAUGUACAUAUUGAUCUAUUAACUUCCAGGAUCGACGGGGAAGGUCGAGCAAUGCUGAAAUGUUCACAAGACCUAUCGUCUGUUCUAGGCGGAUUUUUCGCCGUUCAAACGAACGGUUUGAGUGCCACUUUAACAUCAUGGUCUGAAUAUCUUCAUCAAGAAGCUUGUAAGUAUAUUAUUCUAUGGAUUACACACUGCUUAAAUAUACCAAAUUCCUCCUUCCAGAAUACUUUUAGAAACAUGAUGGGCAAGACUCUGUGCUCAGAAUAUUUAAAUGCUACGGAAUGUCGCGACAUGACACCGGUAGUGGAGAAAUACUUCAGCAACAAGUUUGACAAGAGUGAUCCUUACAGAUAUAUCGAUUUAUCCAUUCUUGCCGACGGCAACCAAAUUCCCCUAGGCCAUCAUAAAAUUCUGCCUGAAUCAAGUACUCAUUCACUUUCCACACUAAUAAAUGACGUAGAAACGCCAAAAUCAAGAGUAUACUCUAAUACAAGACUACAGCACAUUUUAUAUUUUGAUAACAGAUAUUGGAAAAGGCUGAGAAAAGAUAUUCAAAACGUAAUCAUACCCACGUUAGCCUCUUCAACUCUAUACAAACCCAUUUUUUGUCAACAAGUUGUUGAAAUAUUCAAUCACAUUACAAGGUCAGUGGCAUAUAUGGAUAGAGAACCCCAGUUAACAGCUAUAAGAGAGUGUGUCGUACAACUCUUUACGUGCCCUACAAACGCCAGAAGUAUUUUUGAAAAUCAAAGCUUUUUGGAUAUUGUUUGGUCAAUCAUAGAUAUCUUCAAAGAGUUUUGUAAGGUUGAGGGCGGUGUCCUGAUUUGGCAGAAAGUUCAAAAAAGCAAUCUCACGAAGAGUUACAGUAUAUCAUUCAAACAGGGUUUGUAUACAGUAGAAACUCUAUUAAGUAAGGUACAUGAUCCUAGUAUUCCAUUAAGACCAAGGGAAAUGAUAUCUUUAUUGACUCUUUGUAAGCUCUUUAAUGGAGCUUGGAAGAUCAAACGUAAGGAAGGGGAACAUGUUCUUCAUGAAGAUCAAAAUUUCAUCUCGUACUUGGAAUACACCACUUCAAUUUACAGUAUCAUCCAAACAGCAGAAAAAGUUGAUGAAAAAUCAAAUGGUUCUAUUGAAUCAAAACUAUAUCUAAACGCCAUUAGAAUUAUCAGUUCAUUUUUAGGUAAUAGGUCUUUGACUUAUAAAUUGACGUCUGAUUCACAUGAGAUUAUUAAAUUUAGUGUAAGUCAUGAAAGAGUUGCAUUUAUGAACCCUCUGCAAACAAUGCUUUCAUUUCUAAUUGAGAAAGUUUCCCUAGAGGAUGCAUAUGAAGCUUUAGAAGGUUGUUCAGAUUUUUUGAAAAUAUCAGAUUUCUCUUUAAGAUCAGUAGUUUUAUGUUCUCAGAUCGACGUCGGAUUUUGGGUAAGGAACGGAAUGUCUGUGUUACAUCAAGCAUCGUAUUAUAAGAACAAUCCAGAGUUGGGAUCCUAUUCCAGGGAUAUACAUUUGAACCAAUUAGCUCUUCUCUGGGAGCGUGAUGACAUUCCGAGAAUAAUAUACAAUAUCCUUGAUAGAUGGGAACUGCUAGAUUGGUUUACAGGCGAACGUGAGUAUCAACACACGGUAUACGAGGAUAAAAUCUCAUUCAUAAUUCAACAAUUCAUUGCCUUCAUUUAUCAGAUAUUGACUGAAAGACAAUAUUUUAAGAACUUUUCCUCAUCAAAGGAGAGAAGAAUGGAUCAAAUUAAAAACUCAAUCAUUUAUAACCUUUACAUGAAGCCUUUUUCUUACUCAAAGUUAUUAAGAUCUGUCCCCGAUUAUUUGUCCGAAGACACUACCGAAUUUGAUGAGGCUCUUGAAGAAGUUUCUGUUUUUGUUGAACCUAAAGGCUUAGCGGACAAUGGUGUCUUCAAGUUAAAGGCAAGUUUGUAUGCAAAAGUUGAUCCAUUGAAAUUGCUAAAUUUAGAAAAUGAAUUUGAGAGUAGCGCAACCAUUAUCAAAACACAUUUGGCUAAGAACAAAGAGGAAAUACCGAAAGUUGUACUCAUACCUCAAGUCUCUAUAAAACAGUUAGAUAAAGAUGCUGUCAAUUUAGGUGCCUUCACAAGAAACACGGUAUUUGCCAAAGUGGUCUAUAAGUUGCUUCAGGUAUGCUUGGAUAUGGAAGACAGCACUUUUUUGAAUGAGUUACUACAUUUAAUUCAUGGUAUAUUUAAGGAUGAUGAAUUAAUAAACGGGAAAAACUCCAUACCAGAAGCUUAUUUGUCAAAGCCCAUAUGCAAUUUAUUAUUAAGCAUUGCCAAUGCUGAAUCUGAAGUAUUUUCUGAAAGUAUUGUCCGUAAGGCCGAUUAUUUAUUAGAGAAAAUGAUAAUAAAAAAGCCAGAUGAACUUUUCGAAUCAUUAAUUACCAGUUUUGGUAGCCAAUAUGUUAACGAUUAUAAAGAUAAAAAACUACGCCAAGGAGUUAAUCUGCAAGAGACGGAAAAGGAACGUAAAAGAAGACUGGCGAAGAAACACCAGGCAAGACUCCUGGCUAAGUUCAAUAAUCAACAAACUAAAUUCAUGAAGGAGCACGAGUCUGAAUUUGAUGAACAAGAUAAUGACGUUGAUAUGGUCGGUGAAAAGGUAUACGAAUCAGAGGACUUUACCUGCGCGCUCUGUCAAGAUUCCAGUUCUACUGAUUUUUUUGUGAUACCUGCCUAUCAUGAUCAAACUCCGAUAUUUAGACCUGGUAAUAUUCUCAACCCUAAGGAGUUUAUGCCCGUAUGGGACGGUUUCUACAAUGAUGAUGAAAAACAAGCUUUCAUCGAUGAUGAUGCCUUGGAGGCUUUGAAAGAAAAUGGUAAUUAUGGAUCUAGGAAAGUAUUUGUAUCCUGUAAUCACCACAUUCAUCAUAACUGUUUCAAAAGAUAUGUUCAAAAAAAAAGAUUUUCUUCGAACGCAUUUAUAUGUCCUUUGUGUCAAACAUUUUCAAACUGUACUUUACCUCUUUGUCAGACUUCAAAGGCAAAUACUGGCUUAUCUUUAGAUACUUUUUUGAAAUCAGAACUCUCUUUGGACAUACUUUCGAGGCUAUUCAAACCUUUCACAGAAGAGGAUUAUCGUACGAUAAAUUCCAUAUUUUCAUUAAUGAUAUCCCAAUGCCAAGGCUUUGAUAAAGUGGUAAGAAAACAAGUCAAUUUUACGCAAAAGGAUGUUUCCUUGGUUCUGAGUGUUCACUGGGCAAAUACAAUUUCAAUGCUAGAGGUUUCUUCUAGAUUAGAAAAACCACACAGCAUUUCGUUUUUCAGAAAUAGAGAACAGAAAUAUAAGACAUUGAAAAAUAUUUUAGUUUGCAUCAUGUUAUUCACUUUUGUCAUAGGCAAACCAAGCAUGGAAUUCGAACCAUAUCCGCAAAAAUCUGGCACCGUAUGGAACCAAAACCAACUUUUCCAAUAUGUCGUUCGCAAUGUCUUAUUUUCUCCAGUUUCAUUCCGGGAAACCGUUACCGAGGCUUUGACAGCUUUCUGUAAACAGUUUCUAAGUGACUUUUUCAAGGGUCUUCCUGAUGCAGAAAGAGCGGCCACACUGUAUGUUGAAGCAACAAGUAUAGGAGAUGUUUUUGAGGUAGAUGAACGUACCCUCUUCGCGCUGAAGAGCAUAUCUGGCGUACGAAUGGAAGGUUCAGAAUCUCAGGCCGUUAUUUAUGAUUUAGCCUACACUUCCCUGUUGAAAAGUCUUCUGCCUACAAUUAGAAGGUGCCUGGUCUUUGUCAAAGUACUACAUGAAUUGAUGAAGGAUUCUGAAAAUGAAACAAUGAUUAUCAAUGGCCUUGAAGUUGAGGAGGAACUGGAAUUCGAAGACAUUCCGGGGUUUGUUAAUAAAGCAUUGGAGAUGAUUACCGAAAAGAAAUCAUUAGUCGAUCUCUUGAAGUCUGAACAUUCCGUUGUACUAUCACACCCAUAUUUGGAGAAGAUCCCAUAUGAGUACUGCGGUAUUAUAAAAUUGAUAGAUUUAUCAAAAUAUUUGAAUACUUACGUUACUCAGUCCAAAGAAAUCAAGUUACGUGAAGAGCGGUCCCAACGUACAAAAAAUGCCGGUAAUCGAUUGGAUUUCAAAAUAUGUUUGACAUGCGGUGUCAAAGUGCAUUUAAGAGCAGAUCGCCAUGAAAUAACUAAGCAUUUGAACAAGAACUGCUUCAAGUCAUUUGGUGCCUUUUUAAUGCCAAAUUCGAGUGAAGUAUGUCUUCAUUUGACGCAGCCUCCCUCCAACAUUUUUAUAUCAGCUCCAUACUUAAAUUCACACGGUGAAGUUGGUAGAAAUGCUAUGAGAAGAGGUGAUUUAACCACCUUAAACUUGAAAAGAUAUGAGCACUUGAAUAGAUUAUGGAUUAAUAAUGAAAUCCCCGGGUAUAUCAGUAGAGUAAUGGGUGAUGAAUUUCGAGUGACGAUACUUUCUAACGGCUUCUUAUUUGCAUUCAAUAGAGAACCAAGACCACGAAGAGUGCCUCCAACAGAUGGAGAUGAUGAAGAUAUGGAGGAAGGAGAAGAAGGUGGGUUUACAGAAGAAAAUGAUGAUAUGGAUUUAGAUGAUGAAACCGGUCAGGCCGCCAACUUAUUUGGGGUUGAUGCAGGGGGCAUUGCUGAUGGUGGAGUCCGUGAUUUUUUCCAAUUCUUUGAGAAUUUCAGAAACACUCUUCAACCGCAGGGGAAUGGUGAUGACAACGUAACUCAAAAUCCACCACCAAUAUUACAGUUUUUGGGGCCUCAAUUUGAUGGAGCCACUAUCAUAAGAAAUACAAAUCCAAGAAAUCUCGAUGAGGAUGACUCUGAUGAGAAUGACGACUCUGAUGAACGUGAGAUUUGGUAG